AUGGCCACCAACGGCGACGAAGUCUCAACCACGGUCCCUGAUCCGAAACACGAAGAGCAGCGUGGUAUGGCACCGUCGAUGGCGGCUGCGACUGACCAGACCUCUGGCAAUCCCCCAGAUGCCGACAAACACGCCCAACUUACCGAGCUCAUCGCGCAGGCAGCGGCAGAAUAUGCAGUCAAGCACUACUCAGAAGCGGCAGAACUGUACUCGCAAGCCACCGAACUGCAAGCCGAACUCAAUGGAGAAAUGGCCAUCGAGAACGCGGACCUAUACUACUCCUACGGGAAAUGUCUGUUCUUCCUCGCCCAACAGUCCAGCUCCGUGCUGGGUGGAACAGCGGCGUCUGCGCAACUGUCCUCAAGCAAAGCACAGAAAUCGGGCAAGAAGAGGAAAGCCAACGGCGCAACGAAGGCGGAGGCAUCUACAACUAAUGGUGGUGGCGCUGGCGCGACCUCGAAAGCCGUGUCUGCGGCAUCCGAAACCACGGUACCAAACGUGGGUGAUGUCGUGCCCCAAGAGGACGUGAAGCAGCCUCCACAGACUGCCUCGGACAAGCCCUACUUCCAGAUCUCAGGUGACGCCGAAGGUUGGGACGAUUCAGAGGACGAUGAAGCGGACGAAGAUGAAGAGGCGGGGGAAGAAGACGAUGAUGAUGACUUCGCCACGUCGUAUGAAUUUUUGGAUUUAGCCCGCGUUCUGUAUCUCAAAAAGCUGGACCAGAGUCAGGAACACGCAAUGGAGGAUUCUGAGAAGGGCAAAUACGUGGCAUCUAUAGAUCUCACUCCCGAAGUCAAGGCGCUGAAAGCCCGUGUCGCGGAGAUCUACGAUCUGCAAGCGGAAGUCGAACUAGAGGGUGAGAAGUACUCGGAUGCAGCUACAAAUCUGAACGCGUGCCUUGCGUUGAGAGAAGAGCUCGAGCGCCCUGAGUCGAGCAUCCUGGCCGAAUGUCACUACAAGCUGAGUUUGGCGUUGGAGUUCAGUGCCAGCUCAGAAGAGCGCGACGCUGCAGGCCAUCCAACUGGCAAGCUCUCGGUCGACUGGAAGAUCCGCAACGAAGCCAUCGCCCAGCAAGAGAAGGCCAUCGAUGUCUGCAAAAUGCGCGUUGCAGCAGAGACGGCAGCAUUAGACAAACUCGAUGCCGGUCCUGCAAAGGACAAAGCUAUGGCGCAAAUCGAGGACGUCCAGGACAUGAUUGCUGAGAUGGAAGUGCGGCUGGAAGAGCUGCGCAAACCACCCGUCAGCGUCAAGGCCGAGUCUGAAAACCAGAUGAAGCAGCAGAUUCAGGGCGUCCUCGGCAGUCUACUGGGCAGUGGUGUGACCGAAGAGGAGAAAAAGGAAAAGCUGGCCCAGGUGACCGAGAAAGCGACUGACAUCUCGGGAAUGGUCAAGCGGAAGAAGCCGAAACCAACAGAGAGUAAUGGUGGUGAUAGUGGACAGGGCUCUGCUGCGUCGACACCUGCUGCUGCUGCUUCAGCGGUCGCCAGCGGAUCGAGCCUGGGCAAGCGAAAGGUAGAAUUCAUGGACGAUGCAGCACAUGCUGAAACCGGCAAGAAAGCCAAGGUGGAGGAUGUUGAGGAUUCAGGUGUUUGA
This is a messenger RNA of Cladophialophora yegresii CBS 114405, 1593 nucleotides long. RefSeq lists its product as uncharacterized. Gene Ontology annotation, biological process: CENP-A containing chromatin assembly; DNA replication-dependent chromatin assembly. The coding region runs from base 1 to 1593 and encodes 530 amino acids. Gene Ontology annotation, molecular function: histone binding. Gene Ontology annotation, cellular component: nucleoplasm. Lineage: Eukaryota; Fungi; Ascomycota; Eurotiomycetes; Chaetothyriales; Herpotrichiellaceae. The transcript has a single exon. The record is from RefSeq and is a predicted model, not a curated record.